Schistosoma haematobium is the source of this 6551-nucleotide messenger RNA. RefSeq names its product DNA polymerase delta catalytic subunit. Gene Ontology annotation, biological process: base-excision repair, gap-filling; DNA replication proofreading; DNA-templated DNA replication. The transcript has 17 exons. The record is from RefSeq and is a predicted model, not a curated record. Bases 1772 to 4504 code for a protein of 910 amino acids. Gene Ontology annotation, molecular function: 3'-5'-DNA exonuclease activity; DNA binding; nucleotide binding. NCBI's taxonomy places the organism in Eukaryota, Metazoa, Platyhelminthes, Trematoda, Strigeidida, Schistosomatidae. Gene Ontology annotation, cellular component: delta DNA polymerase complex.
UUUAAUGUUUGAACACUUUCUCUCAAGGUUUUCUAUACCUUCGUUUGGGAAGCGCGUUGUCCAAAUUACGAAAGAUCACAGCAAUGUCCAACAAGCGUCCUUCAUUAGUCCCUCAGAAAGGACCUAGUUCUUUUAAAAAACCAAGGUAGUUUUUGUGCAGUGAUUUUGUGCAACGUUUAAGCCUACCAAUUGUAGAUAUCGUGGUAGUUUCGAGAUAAGAAUAUCUCAGCAUUAGCAUCGAGAGUACACGUGCGUGUAACCAAACUCAUAUGUGAUGGACCUAACAUCAAUAAAAAUUAAGGGUUAUUUAGUGAUUAGUACCAGUCUUGUUGAAAGUAAGGUCUGCACGUCCAUUGGAAAACCAUUGUGUGACUUUGGAAAAAUGCAUAUGCAUUUUUCAAGAUAUCUUGAGUCCAAAAAUUUUGGUUACUAUUAUUAAUAUUAACUAGGAUUAGGGUUGGGAGUUAAAAGUUAGGGUUAGGAUUUAUAGUCGAUUUUUUAUCACGAACUGACAGUUAUGAUGUCGAAAUGCUAUUUAACCUAACCAGUGGGUGAACUAGUCCCCAAAGUCUAAAGCUCGUUUUCUUAUCUGAUUGGUUCGCCCACAAACUAUUACCUCGCCUGUUUUUACCGUGCUAAAUAAUAUGGCUUGAUUUGGGUUCUCAUCUCGUAACACGAUUUGACCCUUUUUAUCGUUAAGGCUCGUACGAGGCAGUCAGUAAAAGGGUGUUUCGUAUUUCUUUGCAAAGCAGUUGAACCGACGCUUUUACAGUACUAGACCAAAUCCCAAGUUUCUUCGACAGUGAUUUUGGUUGGAUGGUGUUCCAUAAGUAUUAUGGUGAUCAGUAGUGAAGGUGAUGCACCAAAUCCAGGUUUGGCAAGUAAAUCAAUACAGUUACUUAAGCUUACAUCAGGUGAAUCAAUCUAACCUGACCAAUGUGUCAUCGUGUGAUAAGUCACAUAUUUGUUGGUUAAUAGGCUUGCUUAGGUUAUGAUUAAUUAUAUCAGGAUGGAUUAUACAGACUUAUAUCAGUUUGACAAGGUAACCACGAUGAUACUCCAGAACCCUCAAAGUUCGAGCAGGAACUAAUGUUGUUGGAUGACAUCGAGACUGAAGAUAUAGCUUUGGUGGACGAAAGUUCUGCUUUGUCUCAUCUAGACUUUCUAACGAAUUCGCAUUGGCCAAGACGUAGGUUGGAGAAGUUGGAUCCAAAUAAGGACAGUAUUAUUUUCCAGCAGUUUGAUGUGUCACAUUAUAAAGGUGAACAUCUAACUGGUAUGCCUGGUGCUACUCAAGGUCCUGUACCAAUUAUACGUUUGUUCGGUAUAACUGAAAAGGGUCAUAGUGUAUGUGCGCAUGUGCAUGGUUUUCUACCAUAUUUCUAUGUACCAGCACCGAAAGAUUUUUCAACCGAUCAUUUGAAUGCUUUUCGUGAAGCCUUAAACUCUAUGUUAUUAAAAGAGAAGUCAAAAGAGUUUGAAGGAUUGCAACACCUCGUACUUAGAGUUACAUGUGAAGAGAAACGAAGUACAGACCAUCAUGCGGUCUCUGUUUACCAAUAAACCAUGUUGGAUAAAGUGACAAUAUUUGACUUUGGAUGUAUAUGGUUUUCAUGGAAAUCGUAGUCUACCAUUUCUUCGUAUUACUUUGGCAUUGCCACGUUUAAUUGCACCAGCUAAACGUAUAUUAGACAAUGGUUUAUCAUUUGCUGAUUAUUCAUUACAGUCAUAUCCUGCUUUUGAAGCGAAUAUUGAUUUUGAAAUACGUUUUAUGACUGAUACACAAAUGACUGGAUGUAGUUGGGUUGAAGCACCAGCACAGAAAUAUCACUUGAGAGAUUCUACAAAGAAAUCGGAUGAUGUGAAAAAAUCCAUAAAUCAAAAAUUAAAUUCUGUUAAUUCUUCAACGACCUCUACUACAAAUGGUUAUAGUAGUGUUGCAAAAAAUGGUGUUGAUGAUCACUCGACAUUGUUAACUAGUCAAACAAGAUGUCAAAUUGAGUUUGAUAUAGCAUGGGAUGCUUUGAUUGUUCAUUCACCUGAAGGUCAAUGGAGUAAUAUUGCACCAUUACGUGUACUGAGUUUUGAUAUUGAAUGUGCCAGUCGUAAAGGUGUAUUCCCUGUACCUGAUAAAGAUCCAGUUAUACAGAUUGCUAAUAUGGUUACUAACUAUGGGGAAACAACACCGUUUAUACGUAAUGUAUUCACAUUGAAUACAUGUGCACCAAUUGUUGGUUCACAAGUUAUUUGCCAUCAAACGGAAGAAGAACUGUUAGCUAAUUGGUCACUGUUUGUGCGUGAAGUUGAUCCAGAUAUAAUCACUGGUUAUAAUAUACAAAAUUUCGAUCUACCUUAUCUUAUUAAUCGUGCUAACACCUUAAAAGUUGAUGGUUUUGGAUUUCUUGGUCGUAUACGUGGCGCACGUUCUACAAUACGGGAAGCUAUGACUCAGUCAAAACAAAUGGGUCGUAGAGAGAAUAAAUUUGUAAAUAUUGAUGGACGUGUACAGUUUGAUUUAUUACAGAUAUUAUUUCGUGAUUAUAAACUUCGAAGUUAUACAUUGAAUGCAGUGAGUUAUCAUUUUCUUGAAGAGCAAAAAGAAGAUGUACAUCAUAAUGUCAUUACUGACUUACAAAAUGGUGAUGCUCAAACACGAAGACGUUUAGCUGUUUAUUGUUUAAAAGAUGCUUAUUUACCAUUACGUUUAUUAGAUAAAUUAAUGUGUAUUGUAAAUAAUAUUGAAAUGGCUCGGGUUACUGGUGUACCAUUAACAUACCUACUUACACGGGGUCAACAAGUCAAGGUUGUGUCUCAGUUAUUGCGUAAAGCGCAUGAACAUGGUUAUUUAUUGCCAACAUAUCAGUCGCAACAGGGUGAUGAAUUCGUCGGUGCAACAGUACUGGAACCACGCAAAGGUUUUUAUAAUGAACCGAUAGCUACAUUAGAUUUUGCUAGCCUAUAUCCAAGUAUAAUGAUGGCUCAUAAUCUAUGUUAUACAACUUUGUUACAAGUGAAUACAACACCACAUGGUUCAACGGGCGGUGGUAUUCAAGCACUUGUUCAACGUUAUAAUUUAACUGAUGAAGAUUAUAUUAAAACACCGACUGGAGCGUAUUUUGUUAAAUCACAUAUCUGUCAUGGUAUUUUACCGGAAAUUUUACAACAGCUUUUAAGUGCCAGAAAAAAAGCUAAAGCUGAACUUGCUAAAGAAACUGAUCCAUUACGUAAACGUGUUUUAGAUGGACGUCAAUUAGCAUUAAAAAUUAGCGCUAAUUCUGUUUAUGGAUUUACUGGCGCGCAAGUUGGUAAAUUGCCUUGUUUAGAAAUAUCCGCUUCUGUUACAUCAUUUGGACGUUUAAUGAUUGAACAAACAAAAUUACAUGUUGAAAGUAAAUUCAAUAUUGCUAAUGGUUAUAAACAUGAUGCUGUGGUUAUUUAUGGUGAUACAGAUUCAGUGAUGUGUAAAUUUGGUGUAUCCACAGUAACGGAAGCUAUGGAAUUAGGUCGUAAAGCUGCUGAAAUUAUAUCUGAAGAAUUUCCUAAACCAAUUCGAUUAGAAUUUGAAAAGGUGUAUUGUCCAUAUUUAUUGAUCAAUAAAAAACGUUAUGCUGGUUUGUAUUUUACAAAACCAGAUCGUCACGAUAAAAUGGAUUGUAAAGGUAUUGAAACUGUACGUCGUGAUAAUAGUCCAUUGGUGGCUAAUUUAAUCAAUGCAUGUUUAGAGCGUAUAUUGAUUGAUCGUGAUCCAAACGCAGCGAUUAGUUAUGCCCAAUCAGUGAUCUCAGAUUUAUUAUGCAAUCGUAUUGACAUUUCACAAUUAGUUAUUAGUAAAGAAUUAACAAAAACCGAUGAAGAAUACUCUGGUAAACAAGCUCAUGUAGAAUUAGCUGCAAAAAUGCGUAAACGUGAUCCAGGCUCAGCACCAAAUUUAGGCGAUCGUGUACCGUAUGUAAUUACUGCUGUAGGUGGGAAAAAUACAGCAGCUUAUGCAAAAGCUGAAGAUCCUCUUUAUGUAUUAGAGCAUAAUAUACCGAUUGAUACAAAGUAUUAUUUGGAGAAUCAAUUAGCUAACCCUUUACUACGUAUAUUUGAACCAAUUUUAGGUGAAGUGAAAGCAAAAUCUGUACUGUUAAAUGGCGAACAUACACGUGUAAAAGCUGUGGUACACUCAACUGUUGGACAAUUGUCAGCUUUUACAAAAGUACGUGCAUCAUGUAUUGGAUGUAGAACAUUAUUACCUGCUGAUAAAACAGACGCAGCUUUAUGUAAAUAUUGUGAAUCACGUGCAUCAGAAAUUUAUCAAAAAGAAAUUGUACAGUUAAAUUUAUUAGAGAAAAAAUUCACUUCUUUAUGGACAGAAUGUCAACGUUGUCAACAAAGUAUACAUGAAGAAGUUAUAUGUACCAGUCGAGAUUGUCCAAUUUUUUAUAUGCGAAUGAAAUCACGUAAAGAUGUCGAUGAAGCAUAUAAAACAAUUCAACGUUUUGGUAAUCCUAAUUGGUAAAUCAAUAAGAAAAAAGGAGUCACAUUCAUUGAAUUAGUCUAAUCCAUUGUAAAAAAACAAAACAAGAAUAUCCUUUAAGAUCAUUUUAUCCAUAACAUUUUCCUCUCAGGUUUUGUUUAGUUCUCUCUUUAUUCCAGAGUUCAAAUCUUUUUUUAUUAUAUUUUCUGUUAUAAAGAUUUUUUUUUUUGGUAUUUUGAAAAGUGCAUUUCCAAAUUAUUGUACUUCACAUUUUCAUUGUUUAACAUAUUUUUUUCUUUAUUGUAGUGCACUUUGUUUUGUUAGGAAUUAAAAAAACCUAGGCGAUUGAACACAUUCAAAGUUGGAACAAUUAGGCGGACGAAACGUUAUCAGUUGAGAUUGCUGGGACACGUGUUACGUAUGCCCAAUCAACGACUGCCUCGGCAUGCGAUGUUUUACGGUGUAGGAGUAGGUUGCAAGAAAGCUAGGGGUGGCCAGACCAAAACAUGGCACAAAUCCAUGAAGUCACUAGACAAGUGAACUGAGCCGUGUUAGUAGGUGUAGACUACCUCGAUUGGAUCCGCAAGACGAUAGCAACCGAUGGUUAGAGACCCUGAAUGACAUGGGUCAAAAUCGUUAGUAAUGGUGUGAGCAGGUGCAUCCACUCUUUGAGUUCUCCCAAAUUCUAAUCUCUUGAUUCCUCCUUGUCUUUUUUCUCUUCCCAAAUUUAUUUCACUGUAUUAUACUCUUUAAAUAACAUCUUCAAACCCUUAUCUUUCCAAUUACUGCUUAGACUCUUACCGCCUCUACCACUACGGGAUUUGAAUCGACAGCUGGAUCUCUGUGCUAAUGUGGUGUGGCAACUCGGACUGAUGUACGUACGUACGAAUUUCUAAAGUUGUUACUGACUGACUGAUGGACAAAUCAAUCAGAUUUAAGAUAACAAGUUUUGAAUUUUGACACGAAAUUCACUCAUCCAUUUGACUAAAUUCAGAGUCUUGGCAUUAUAGCUGAUGUCAGUUCGUAAUGAAAACCUAUAUAUCUAAUUCCUAACAUUAAGCGUCAACUGUAAAUCACAAUUCUAAUUUCUCACACUAAUUUAUUACCUUCAUUUGAUCCUAGUUAUCAGGUGGAUAGUCUCAAGGUCAGUCUACGUCGUCCAUACAUUAUAGUCCCACCCAAGUAGGCUAUUCAACUUAAUAAACUUCAUGUUUUUGAAGUUACUAGAGAGAAUGGAUAAUAAUGGGAUAACAGAACUUCUUAUUGUUUAUGGUAAAUAUGUAAGAUUCUGAUUGGAAAAUAAACGAAUUAUAAUCCAUAUAAAGAUCAAAGUGAACUAAUCUAGUGGUGGACGUUUAAUGCUGGUAUUGGUGAAUUCAUUUAUUGAUCACAGCACAAAUUUGUACGUUUAAAGAUAGGGAUGUAAUUAUAUCGAUGUCCUCCUAAAAUGUCACCCUCAUAAGAGCAUGUAUUGAAAGGAUAUGCAUCAAUCAACCAUGUUCGGACUUCAGAAAACACCAAAAAGGCGACUUAACAGUGUAAUUUAGGUCUAAAUAUUGCAUACGUUUGUAAAUAUUUUUUAGCACUCUUUAAUAUACGGAUUCAUACUGUGCCGUGUUGGUUAUGCAGUUGAGUAUCGAUCUGUUUCCAUAAUCUACAACUAGUAUCCUGGAUCUAAGCAACAAACUUUCCAAUUUUCUAUUUGUUUAGACUGAAAUCCUUUUAUAAAGCACGUUUGGAUGAGUGGGUCCAAUAAGUUAUCUAAAGCCUCUCUGCCUCAUUGCUCGUUCUAAUCACUCACUACCAAAAAAUCAGCGUCUUUGCUGUCUCCUAAGUACUUUUAUUCCAUUAUGACGAGUCAAAAAAACAUGUAUUUUGGGACCGAGGUCGUAACAUUUUGUAGUCCUAAAUGCUUCACUUCAAAAUAAACAUUAUUUUACAUCAGAGAUUUUGAGUGCUGUUAGAGGUAAUGAGGGCGGUUAUCACUUCCCGACUGCCCACACCGUGGAAGGGUUCUUCUGGAGGUACCUGAAAAGGAAAUCGGAUUAGAAGUGGUCUUAGUGACCUGGGAGCGUGACCGCAGUGCCCA